CGUAUGUGGCUUACAUCUUUUUAUGACAAAAUACCAUUUUCAAAGCUACUUGUGUCUAAUUGUCCACACCAUCAUGUCUUCCUCACGCAACCCUGCAACAAAACCCUAAAAUCUACCCUUCACUGACGAAGUGGAGCUUUCAAGUUUUAGUAAUGGCAGAAUCACGAUCUUCUUCAACAUCGACAACGAGUAUUCACGUAACAGCACUUGACGGUCUCGUAAACGUCAACUCCCUCUUCACAAUCGCCGUCUUCGUCGUUGUAUCGUUCAGCUUUUUCCUUUUCUCAUCUCUGGUUGCUCAAGGUCUUAAACUCGCUAUCAAUCUGCUCAACAGUACCGAUGUUGAUGAGGCUUUUAGGGCACACAUUAAUCUCAAGGCGUUGAGGUUCGGGAUGCUCGGAUCGGCUGUCGGAUCGGUUAUGGGUUGUUUGUUCCUGAUGCUCUCGAUGGUGAAUGUGAUUGAGAUUCGAUUGGGGAUGUUGUCUUGUGGAAGUAGAUCCACUGUGAAUGCUGUUGCCUCCAUGAUUGUCCUGGUGACCUCUGCACUUUUGGUUUAUAUUUCCACUGCUGUUUAUGCAUUUUUACAUUAG
This is a messenger RNA of Lactuca saligna, 590 nucleotides long. The record is from the annotation of a GenBank genome assembly. NCBI's taxonomy places the organism in Eukaryota, Viridiplantae, Streptophyta, Magnoliopsida, Asterales, Asteraceae.